GAGCGGUACUACAGUUUUAAAAGAAAUUAUCUAAGAGAAACUUCGUAUAUUUUUCAAAAAAAGAAAAAAAAAAACAACAACAACGAGUUGACUUUUUAUUUAGUUAAUUGUUUUGUUUUUAAAUUUAGUUUAUUUUUUUAAUGAUUUCUAUUUAGUCAGAAUAGUAGUUUAAUAGAUAAAAAGAAGAAGAAUUGCAUGGUUAUACCUGUGGUGUUGUUAGUUCUCUGUUUUCUCCUUGUUAUUUCUCCACGUUGUGUGUCCUUUUCCCUGGGACUUUGUUGUUAAGUUUUUUUGUGUGUGUGUGUUUGUUUUAUUGUUGUGUUUCGCGAAAUUUAAAAAAAAAAUCAAAAUAUGGAAUCUUCAAACGGAAGUUCAGCUCAGUGUUUAACAACAACAUCCGCCAGUACGACAACAAAUGCCUCUACAGCCACCUCCUCCGCCGCCUCAAUAACAUCGUUGUCCACACCAUUGGCUUUGACAACAACAUCAUCUUCAUCGCUAUCCGCCUCUGCCUGUUCCACACCGGCCACAAUUAGCAGUAGCUGUGGCAGCCUUGCCACAAAUCUAACAGCUGCCGCUGCCUCAUUUCCACAACAACAACAUACCCCACUUUUGCAAAUUCUACCUUUGGAUACCGGCAAACAGGAUGACAGCAAUAAUUUGUCCUUGGCCAGUGGCAUAUCGGAGGGUCAACGUUCCCUCUCGGCAGCACCGUCGGCAUCAUCCAGCCCCAUACUGAGUCCGCCGAAUAAGAUUUUUGGACGCAAUGCAAAUGGCACAAUGGUGGCUACUUCUCGUCCCAACAAUGAGGCCGAAGUUCAGCUGUAUCGUGUCCUCCAGAAAGCCAGUCUCUUGGCCUACUAUGACACCUUAUUGGAAAUGGGUGGCGAUGAUGUACAGCAAUUGUAUGAGGCUGGCGAGGAGGAAUUUUUGGAAAUUAUGGCCCUGGUGGGUAUGGCCUCAAAGCCAUUGCAUGUUAGACGCCUGCAGAAGGCCCUACAUGAAUGGGCCCUGAAUCCCAGCCAAUUUCAGCAACCUCUCAAUCACAAUGCUGGUCAAUUUGAAACUCCUGCCAAAUCGAGCACUGCUAUAUACAAUGCUGAGCUUUCUCGUUCUCCUGGACCCAUACGUCCCAAAUAUCCAACAUUCAAUCCCAAUGCCCCCUUUAAUCCCACACCCUUGGUUAGUACGGUGGCUCCUGGUGCCACGGCCUCUGCCUCUGCCCAUCUGUUAUCACAAAUUUGUUCCCUACCUCCCUUGCCUGCCCAUAAUCCCGUCACCAGCCAUGUUUUGCCUCCCUCCUCCCUAAGCCACCCCACCGAAAGACCUCAAGCCUUAGGCAAUAUACCCCAAAUGCCAGGUAAUGCUGGAGUUGGUUCAAACACCUCCCACCAGGUUACCUCCAGCUCUCCCCAACUAACACCGGUUCUCAGUGAAAUGCAGGUUGCUCGCAUCACCAUGGGUGCUGAGAAAAUUGCCUCUCAGUUGCCACAACGUGAGCCGCGUGCCCAUACCUCCAAGAAACGUACCAGCCGUGAGCUGGAACAGGUCAUGGCCAUGAGUGAAAAUGAUCCACGACGCAUGGAUGAAAUUCGUAAGUAUUCUGCCAUAUAUGGUCGCUUCGAUUGCAAACGUCGUCCCGAGAAACCAUUAACCCUGCACGAGGUCUGCGUAAAUGAGGCCGCUGCUCAAUUGUGUCGUUUGGUGCCGGCCCUUUUAACACGCCGAGAUGAGUUGUUUCCCUUGGCCCGACAAAUUGUUAAGGAUGCUGGUUUUGGCCAUUCCGCCUCUAUUGCCCGUUAUGGUAAUUUAUUGACCCAAAUGGUUGGCGCCACUCAAAAUGCCUCCGGGCAAAUUCGUUCGGCCUCGUCAAUGCUUGAAUGCGAAUCGAAUGAAACGAAUAACUCCACACCAAACAAACGUCAGAGAUUGGCAUCUUCGGAUGCUAGUUUGUCGUUAGCCGAUAGUAAUCGGGAUUCGGUGGAGGAUCCACGUUACAACCUGUUUGCCAUGUACCAGAAAUUUGCAGCAAAGCCUCCCUUUGAUUUGGCCGAUAUUGCAAAAUUCACUUUAACAAAACCCAAUGAUUUGGAUGACCAAGACCAGGAAUCGCGAUUUUCAUUUAGCAAUUCCAGUUCGCCGCCUUCUAUGCCAAACAAUGGACCGGAAGAGGAUCGUAAUGUCAGUUGCCUGGAUAAAUUGCUGCUGAAAUCCAAUGAUUGUGUCAACAACAAUAACACCCUACUCGAUUUACAGUCAAGUAGUAUGGGCUCACCGACACCUUCGUCAACCACAAAUCGACUGGUGGAGGACCGAAGUUCAACUCCCACAAAAACCCGUCCCAUGUCUGGCGAUGUUCAAGUGAUAUCGGCGGCUGGUGGUCAUAUCAUUGCUGUGGCAAAUCCUGCCUUGGCCUUAAGUCCCACAAUGCAAGAGGCUAUACAUUUGAAACGGGAAACAUCAUCGCCGGAUACAUAAACCUACAUCAAUAAUAUAGUUGAGAAUGUGUGCGUGUGAAUAAAUAUCGCAUUCGAUUAGGAGAACAAUGUGCAAUUUGUAAAAUAAUAAUAGAAUGAAAUAUGUAUUUCAUAGAAGUAUGGCCAACAAGUAAUUUAUAGUACUGUGAUUAAUAAAUAUUAGAAAUAAUAUUAAAAGCAUUGCAACAGAAAAUGAC
Musca domestica (house fly) is the source of this 2674-nucleotide messenger RNA. RefSeq names its product NGFI-A-binding protein homolog (gene nab). The record is from RefSeq and is a predicted model, not a curated record. Lineage: Eukaryota; Metazoa; Arthropoda; Insecta; Diptera; Muscidae. The transcript has 6 exons. The coding region runs from base 352 to 2478 and encodes 708 amino acids. Gene Ontology annotation, cellular component: nucleus. Gene Ontology annotation, molecular function: transcription factor binding; transcription coregulator activity. Gene Ontology annotation, biological process: negative regulation of DNA-templated transcription.